Solanum verrucosum is the source of this 1508-nucleotide messenger RNA. Its product is annotated as D-cysteine desulfhydrase 2, mitochondrial. The transcript has 7 exons. Gene Ontology annotation, molecular function: D-cysteine desulfhydrase activity. Lineage: Eukaryota; Viridiplantae; Streptophyta; Magnoliopsida; Solanales; Solanaceae. Bases 69 to 1397 code for a protein of 442 amino acids. The record is from RefSeq and is a predicted model, not a curated record.
AUCACUUCACAUGUUGAUACAGAAAUUGCAGCACAGAGAGAGAUGAUUCUUGAAAAUUGAACAGAAAAAUGUUGAAAUGCACAAAGUUUCAAUGGCAGCAGCCAAAAAAUGGGAUGAUUUUAUCUUCUGCAUUCAACCUUCAUUGUGGUUCAUCUCCUAAUGGUCUCAAGGAAACGGUGAAAUCCAAUUUGCCUAAGAAGGAGCAUGUGUCCAGAUUUCUUAAGAGGAAAUGGGCACUGAGAAUCCCAGAUACCAAAAUUAACCAAAUAAUGAUAUCAAAAGAUGAUUUUCAACAGGGAGGUGAAUAUCUUGGGAAUCUUUCCUUUCUGAAUAAUCCACAACCGUCUAUGGGUGAUCACAUGACGAAAAACAACCAACAGCAACCUUCAUUUUAUGUUGUAAGAGAUGAUUUGUUGCAUCCUUUGGUGAAUGGUAAUAAGGCGAGGAAACUGGAUGCACUACUCCCUCUCUUGGAAGAUAGUUCUGUCACAGAUGUCGUCACAUGUGGAGGGUGCCAAAGUGCGCAUGCUGCAGCUGUUGCUGUGUCAUGUGCUGAAAGGGGAUUGAAGUCACAUUUACUUCUCCGAGGAGAACAGCCAGCAACUCUGACGGGUUACAAUCUAAUUUCAACAUUAUAUGGAAAUGUUAGUUAUGUUCCGAGAUCUCUAUAUGCUAGGAGGGAGGAGAUGCUCUUAAAGCAUGCACAUACCGUCGCAGGAAAUGAUGGCUUAGUUUUCUCACUUGCUGAUUUAGAGGCUUCUUUAUUCUCUCAUGGAUGCGGUGAACACUCCUCACACGUGGAUUCUCUUACAAAAAGGAGUAAGAAGGUAGCUAUUAUAAAUGAAGGGGCUGGAGAUGCUGCUGCAUUGCUAGGUGUUGUGCGCCUGGUUGAGUACUUGUCUCAGGACCAUCUAUUUGGGAAAGAUCAGCAGUUAAAAAUUAUUAUAGAUGCUGGAACAGGAACAACCGCUGUUGGUGUUGGAAUUGGAGCAGUGUGCUUAGGGCUCCCAUGGGAGGUCACUGCUGUUAUGCUAGCUGACACUAUUGAUGGAUACCAGAAAAAGGAGGAAAGUUUAAUUUCUGAAUUCCGUAGAUGCUUUACUCUUCAUCUUGGCGAGCAAAUGCUAACCGGAUUGGAACCUGGACUUGUGCACUGGGUCGAACGCAGCUCUCCGAGAAAAUUUGGCAAUAUACUGAAGGGGGAAGUCGAAAUAUGUCGAAAGAUUGCUCAAGACACCGGUAUUCUUCUCGAUCCGGUUUACACUUUGGCUGCUUGGGAACUGGCAACUCAACUUGGUCAGGAGGAAUCUGCAGAAGUGGUAAUGCUUCACACAGGAGGUACACUCGGUAUGUUUGGUCUAGCUCAGCGUUACAAAUCUUACUUCGAAAUAUGUUAAAAGAUGAAUAUUGCAGCUAAUGCUAGUAACUUUUAUGUUAUGAUAUUAUCGUAAGGAAUGAGACUUGAAUCCCACAUCGGUUUAAUGAGGAACUGAUGUGGGGCUUAUAUA